Molecule: messenger RNA, 1142 nt
Organism: Apaloderma vittatum (bar-tailed trogon)
Lineage: Eukaryota; Metazoa; Chordata; Aves; Trogoniformes; Trogonidae
Product: nephronectin-like
Exons: 9
Molecular function (GO): calcium ion binding
Source: RefSeq, a predicted model, not a curated record
GUGGCCCAGACAAAUAAUCUCCUCCACAGGAUUGUGUCGAUUUGGAAGUAGAAUUGACUGCUGCUGGGGCUGGGCCCGAUUGUCCUGGGGACAGUGCCAACCUUUCUACGUCUUAAGGCAGAGAAUAGCCAGCCUAAGGUGCCAGCCCAAAGCCAUAUGCCAGCCGGGAUGCAAACACGGUGAAUGCGUUGGGCCAAACAAGUGUAAGUGCCACCCGGGAUACACUGGAAAAACCUGCAACCAAGAUCUAAAUGAGUGUGGACUAAAGCCACGGCCAUGCAAACACCGGUGUAUGAAUACCUACGGCAGCUACAAGUGCUACUGUCUGAACGGCUACAUGCUUAUGCCAGACGGAACGUGCUCGAAUGCCCUUUCUUGCUCGAUGGCAAACUGCCAGUAUGGCUGUGAUGUACUGAAAGGGGAAGUUCGCUGCCGCUGCCCUUCUCCAGGACUGCAGCUCGGGCCUGAUGGCAGGACUUGCGUAGAUAUAGAUGAAUGUGCUACUGGGAGAGUUAUCUGCCCACGAUUUAGGUACUGCAUCAAUACUUUUGGAAGCUACAUUUGCAGGUGUCAUAAAGGCUUUGAUCUAAUGUACAUCGGAGGCAAAUACCAAUGCCAUGAUAUAGAUGAAUGUUCCCUUGGCCAUCAUCACUGUGGUAGCUUUUCACGGUGUUACAAUACACCAGGAUCCUACAAAUGCAAGUGUAAAGAAGGGUACAGAGACAACAGAACAAAUUGCAUACUUAUUCCUAAUGUUAGGAUUGAACCACCUGGUCCAUACUGUAUAUUCAAGGGCAGCAGCAUGCUGCCUAAGGGAGACAGUGGUAUAACCAGUAGGAUUCCUGAUUUCAGAGGCACGAGACAACCCCUCAGACCACUAUAUGUACCUGCUGUUGUUACAGAAAGGCCAGUGACCGGGCCAACAGCUCAACCUACACCUGGGCCAACACCAGUGACAAGGCCUCCACCUCCACCACCACCUCAACCUACAACAUUCAGACCUACUCUACCACCGCAAAGAACUCCUCUGAUAACAACUGCAGAGCCUUCACAUCUUCCCACUGAAACUACAUCUUCCCAAGGAAUUACAGAAGACAACAGGAUCCAGGUAGAUCCUCAGAAACCCCGAGGAGAUGUGUUCA